AUGCCACAGAACAAUUACAUAGAGCUGCACAGAAAGAGGUAUGGAUACCGAUUCGACUACUUUGAAAAAUCCGAAAAAAAAGAAGCCAGGAAAGUACACAAAGAAUCACUGAAAGCUAAGAAAUUAAGAGGAAUAAAGGCAAAAAUAUAUAAUAAGAAAAAAUAUACAGAAAAAGUAAAUCUAAAGAAGACUAUUAAAGCACAUGAGCCAAAGGAUGUAAAAAAAAGAACCAAAAUUAAUGAUGAAAAUGGAUUACCAUCAUACUUAUUAGACAGAACCCAAAUUAAACACACGAAAGUUUUAACAAACUUACUUAAACAGAAGAGAAAAAGUAAAGCAGGAAAAUGGGAAUUGCCAAUUCCCAAAAUCCAAGCUUUAAAUGAAGCGGAAAUGCUAAGAGUUGUUAAAUCAGGUAAGAGAAGAAGAAAAACAUGGAAACGAUUAAUUGAUAAAAUAUCAUUUGUUGGUAAUGAUUUCACAAGAAAAAAUCCUAAGUUUGAAAGAUAUAUUAGACCAAGUAGUUUACGAUUUAAAAAAGCUAAUGUUUAUCACAGUGAAUUAAAAACUACCUUCUCACUAGACAUAAUAAGUGUAAAGGUUAAUCCGCAAUCAAAUUUAUAUACUAACUUAGGGAUAAUUACAAAAGGUACCAUUAUAGAAGUCAAUGUAAGUGAAUUGGGGCUUGUAACUCAAUCAGGAAAAGUGAUAUGGGCCAAAUUCGCUCAAGUCACUAACAACCCAGAGUUGGAUGGAUGCAUAAAUGCCACACUCCUCGUGUAG
Molecule: messenger RNA, 780 nt
Organism: Plasmodium gonderi
Lineage: Eukaryota; Apicomplexa; Aconoidasida; Haemosporida; Plasmodiidae
Product: ribosomal protein S8e
Exons: 1
Coding region: 1-780 (259 amino acids)
Biological process (GO): maturation of 5.8S rRNA; maturation of LSU-rRNA
Cellular component (GO): preribosome, large subunit precursor; nucleolus
Source: RefSeq, a predicted model, not a curated record